AUGAAUCAGGAAGAGUUGCUGGGUUUCCUGCUGAACGAUAGUGGUAACAGCCAGAAAAAAUGCGUCGCGGAUGAGCACGUCUACUCCAAUUGGUUGAAGAACGGUAGCGACGAUCAAAAUGCGUCCCGUGAGAGGUCGCAGGCUGCAGCUGCAGCUGCAGCUGCAGCUGCUCCGGCGCGGAAGGUGCCGGUAGAUGCUAUGCAAGAGGAUGUGGACGAGCUGUUGAGCGGCCUAGAAGGUAUCAUCGGAAGCGCAGACGCUCUCAGUUCGAAGACUAAGUCAAAGGGCAAAACUAAAAAGGCUAGAUCAAAACCUAAGAAGGAGAACGUGCAGGUCGACAAACAGUCUAUGCUGUUCGAGACCGAAGAUGCUGGCGAGGAGAGCACCCAAGACGCCAAAGAGCCGUCUGUGUCGCCAGAUCUCGAGCGCUCAAAGAGGAAAGAGAAAGGAAGGAAAAACGCCAAGGAGCUGUCGUACGAUGAACUGAAAGAUAAGCUAGAGAUCACCACCCGCAAAUCACGUCUCGAGUGCAAAGAUUUGAAGAAAAAAUUGAAUAGGCUGGAAAGGAGAAACGUCGAACUUGAGCAACGCCUGGAAGAGUUGGCAAUUGAAAAUCAGACCCUGAUACAGAUUAACAAAAGGCUCUCAAAAGAUGCGGACCAUGACGAAGAGGCUUCGAAGGACCAGAAAAGCAAGGAAAAGGACCGGAAAAGAAGGGAAAAAAGAACAGCAAGAAGGAAAGAGGAAAGGAAACGAGAAAAGCACAUAAUACCGGAAGCAAUUCCUUCAUCAACCGAUACGGAUGGACAACCUAUAGAAUUCUGA
This is a messenger RNA of Saccharomyces eubayanus, 825 nucleotides long. RefSeq names its product Ska1p (gene SKA1). Lineage: Eukaryota; Fungi; Ascomycota; Saccharomycetes; Saccharomycetales; Saccharomycetaceae. The transcript has a single exon. The record is from RefSeq and is a predicted model, not a curated record. Bases 1 to 825 code for a protein of 274 amino acids.